GCUUCUUAGCCUGGGUAUCGAGUACGUACUCCGUACGCUGCGUAGCGCCCUGAGAUGGAAGCUUUCGCAAGGUCCCAAGUACAAAAACCUCGGCUCCAGCCAACCGGCGGCCAGGAUCUUGGAAUUUCUGUAUCAUCCUCGGGAGACGACCAACCGGCCACGCAGCAGCCGUUGACCACAACACCAGCGUCGAGAUGAGGUUACUCUUCACUUUGUUUGCCGUCCUACCGGCUCUGGCAGCGGCGUCGCCUUACCCACGACAACGUCGGCAGUCGUCAUUCAACUCCUCAUCUUCCCAGCCUCUGCUUGACCUCAGCAUCAUUCAGUCGUACUGGGGUCAGCUCACACCCUAUGCGGACAAUGCCGAGGACUUCUUCGGCGUCGAUGCGACAGGUCUGCCGGACGGCUGUCAAGUCGAGCAGGCUCAUCUGCUCCAGCGUCAUGGUUCGCGUUUCCCAACGAGCUACUUUGACGACGGCGUCAACGACGAGAACUUUGCUUCCAAGGUGUCCAACUGGACCCAAGCAAACUCGAAGGAGCAGUUCACCGGACCGCUCAGCUUCUUGAACUCCUACCGCUACCAGAUGGGCGAGAGCUACCUGGUCGGGACUGGCGCCUCGCAGCUGUUCUCAUCCGGAGUCACCUUUUGGGAACGUUACGGUCGAGUCCUGUACAAUGCCUCCAUGGGUCAGCUCGCGUACAAUACGAGUUUCCCGAACGGAACGGCGAGAACGAAGCCAGUUCUACGGACCACAUCACAGUCCCGCAUCGAGAACACGCAGAUCAAUUGGGCCUUGGGAUUCUUCGGGCCGUCUUUCAUGCAGACGCCCAACCCUACCCUGGCGAACGCCACGAGCCCCUUCAAUCUGGUCGUCAUCCCCGAAGGUGGAACCGAGAACAAUACGCUGGCCUCGUACGACAGCUGUUUCAACGACAACAAUCAGCCAGAGGGUCUUCUCGGAGACUACGACCUGUUGUUCAACUACGUCCCCAUCUACCUCUCGGACGCCAACAAGCGCCUUUCUCAGUAUGUGCCUUCUGGGUUCAAUCUGACCCUCAACGACACGUAUGCCAUGCAGAGCCUCUGUGCUUACGAGACCAACUAUCUCGGCAUGAGUGACUUUUGCGGCUUGUUCACCGAAGAUGAAUGGUCCGGGUUCGAAAGCACGCUCGAUCAAGAAUAUUAUUACGACUAUGCGUGGGGGAACCCGACGGGUCGUGCUCAAGGCAUUGGCUACCUACAAGAACUCUUGGCAAGGCUGCAACACCAGUACAUCACGUCGUCCAACUCGAGCGUCAACAGCUCCAUCACCAACAAUUCGCGGACGUUCCCCCUCGACCAAAAGUUCUACGCCGACUUUUCGCACGACGACAUCAUCAUUUCCGUCCUGACCGCGGCCUCUCUGGACUAUCUGCGCGACCCGCCGAGUCUGACCGACUAUCCUCCAGACCCCCAGCGACAUUUCAUCCUCUCCCACUUGACGCCCUUUGCGGCGCGUCUGAUCACGGAAGUGAUAGGCUGCGGCUCCGGCAACCCUUCUCCGCAGAACACCACCAGGACGCAGUACUACACGAGCCAGUACGGCUACCAGGCCAGCAACGCCACCUACAAGUUUGUCCGCAUGCGCCUCAACAACGGCAUCCUCCCCCUGUCCACCAUCCGCGGUGGCUACUGCGGGAACCGACCCGACGGGAUGUGCCCUCUCAGCGCGUUCCUCAAGAGCCAAGAGUCGAGCUUUGAUCAGAGCAACUACCAGUACGCCUGCUUCGGCAACUACACUGUCAACUGGCCAAAUAAUGGCACAGACUACGACGGCACCAUCUUUAGUGGCAGUGCGUCGCGUCGCCGUUGAUUGGAAACACAACACAGACACACGCAUUCUCUCUCUCUCUCUCUCUGAAAGAGGCAUCGUCCGCCUGUAUAUGACCAUUCCAUGCCGUGAAAAGCCGCCCAGUCACAGUCUGAAUAUAUAAUACGUACAUAAUAGUCUAGUCAUUCCUUGCAGAACUUGGCUCGGGCCUAUGGCUCAAACUUGCUGCCACUCUAAUGGAAACCAAAGUCCUU
Messenger RNA from Exophiala oligosperma, 2065 nucleotides. RefSeq lists its product as uncharacterized. NCBI's taxonomy places the organism in Eukaryota, Fungi, Ascomycota, Eurotiomycetes, Chaetothyriales, Herpotrichiellaceae. The transcript is spliced from 2 exons. Bases 195 to 1853 code for a protein of 552 amino acids. Gene Ontology annotation, molecular function: acid phosphatase activity. The record is from RefSeq and is a predicted model, not a curated record.